Molecule: messenger RNA, 846 nt
Organism: Onychostoma macrolepis
Lineage: Eukaryota; Metazoa; Chordata; Actinopteri; Cypriniformes; Cyprinidae
Product: parvalbumin-2
Exons: 5
Coding region: 44-373 (109 amino acids)
Cellular component (GO): cytoplasm; nucleus
Molecular function (GO): calcium ion binding
Source: RefSeq, a predicted model, not a curated record
CAUCUGUGGAACAGUUCCCAGCGCAGCGCAAAGAUAAAUCAAAAUGGCAUUUGCUGGAAUUCUCAAGGACGAGGAUGUGGCUGCAGCCCUUAAGGAUUGCGCUGCUGCUGACUCCUUCAACUACAAGAACUUUUUCGCCAAGGUUGGCCUGAGUGCAAAGACCCCCGAUGACAUCAAGAAGGCCUUCUUUGUCAUUGACCAGGACAAGAGUGGCUUCAUUGAGGAGGAUGAGCUGAAACUGUUCCUGCAGAACUUCUCCGCUGGUGCCAGGGCACUGACUGAUGGUGAGACCAAGGCCUUCCUCUCAGCUGGUGACAGCGAUGGUGACGGCAAAAUCGGAGUUGAUGAGUUUGCUUUGCUUGUAAAGGCCUAAGCAUUCAUGGACCCUUGUCUUUGGAACCAGAGCUCUGCUUACCUAUCAUCUUUUUUAUAUUUAUUUAUGAAUGCCCUGCAAACUCCUCCUUUCAAAGAACGCACGUUCAAUGUCUUGAAAAGCUAUUUAUUAUUAAUGUUGUUUCAUUGCAUUGUAUUGUUCUGUAAAAAAAAAAACCUUCUGUGUGCAAACUUACAAUCUCUUUUGCACUUUAAGGAAAUAAAAAUACAUUCGAUUUAAAACAACAUUCUCUGCAUCUUCCUCUUAUUUUUACAUAUGAGAGUACAAAAAUCUUAACAUUGACAUUUCUGAAUUAAAUCCUAAUUUUUACAUUUCAAGUGUUAAAACUUUUACUUUGAAAAUAUAGGAAUAUCUAGACAUGGACAGUGUUAAGAUUCCACAGUGUAUAGAAGCACAACUGAUACAUGUAGAGGCCUAUAGUUAAAAUCACAGAGAUAUAAGCAGUUUUUAAA